Rubroshorea leprosula is the source of this 1405-nucleotide messenger RNA. Lineage: Eukaryota; Viridiplantae; Streptophyta; Magnoliopsida; Malvales; Dipterocarpaceae. The record is from the annotation of a GenBank genome assembly.
ACUUUGACUAAAUUAAAAAUAUUAAUUUCAAAAAACCACAAAAGAUGCUACUUGGGGAACUGGACCUCCAAAUGAAUGCAAACGGGACCCUCCGUAAAAGGAAGAAAAUUUCAUAGGAAUGGAUGCAAAUGGGACCCUGCCUCCAAGUAAAAGGAAGAAAUUUCGUUGUAUCCCAAGCAAUAGAGCUUGUGUCUUUAGUCUAUCCUUGGACAGGGUUUUCUUCAGUUCACAUUUGCCAAGCAUCUUCCGUGAAAUUUCCAGCUAUUAUUUGUACAAGUUCUCUCCUCUUCUCCUUAGCCGGCUCACUCUUGUAUCAUCUCACGGAAUUAGCUCUGCAAUUGAACUGAUUUACUGCUACUUCUAAUGCUCUCGGCUUAGCUAAUUAAUUUGGUUAUCCAUCAGGGUUUGUGUCUUCUACAAUUUUUUUGGUGAAAUUUACAGGUAUACCAUUUAGAUCUUCGAUCAUGAUUCAGUUAUAUAUUUUUUUUAAAAUAUAAAAUGAAAAUAUUUAAAUUUUUUUUAUAGAUGCAUGUCUUUAUAACAAAAAAAUCUUCGUUUUAAUUAGAAUAUUUAUUGGUUUUAUGGAUUUUUUUUCAAAUUGUCUGCUUUUAUCGAAUUAAUUAGUAGCUACUUAGUUAAUAAUGUGAGAUUUUUUUUUUUUUUGCACUUCUAGUAAACAUACAAGUGUCUCCAAGUGAUCUUUCUGAAUCAUCAUAUUUGUCUUCCAGGAAAUAUUGAUUGCAUCCCUCUGGUUACAGAUAACUAGGCAUGAAAUAUUUAAGCUAAGCGGUUGCUACUUUUAAUUUGGCCAUCCAUUUCUUCAAUUUUGUCCACUAAACCUUCUGAUUCAUUCACGAGCAUUUGCCAAGCACCUUCCAGGAAAUUUCUGGCUAUAAUUUGUACAAGUUCUCUCUCCUCUUUUCCUUGGCUGACUCACUUUUUAUCAUCUCACAGAAUUAGCCUUGCAAUUGAAUUGAUUGCUACUGUUUUUAAUUUUCUUGGCCUGUUUGAUUUGGCUGUCAAUUAGGGUCCAUUUUCUGCAAUUUCUUCAGUGAAACCAGGAGAUUCAUUCACGGGCAUUUGCCAAGCAUCUUCCAAGAAAUUUCUGGCUAUAAUUUGUACAAGUUCUCUCUCCUCUUCUCCUUGGUCGACUCACUUUUUAUCAUCUCAGAGAAUUAGCCUUGCAAUUGAAUUGAUUGCUGCUGUUUUUAAUUUUCUUGGCCUGUCUGAUUUGGCUGUCAAUUAGGGUCCAUUUUCUGUAAUUUCUUCAGUGAAACCAGGAGGUAUACCAUUUAGAUCUUCGAUUUCAGUUCAGUUAUAUUCUCUUUGAUACUAAUCCCAAGAUGUUGACUUUAAAUUUAAUUUAUAAGGUCACAUUAUUUAUUAUUAAAUGCAACCCUUGAAA